AUGGGUCGCGUUAGGACCAAGACUGUGAAGCGUGCUUCUCGCGUUCUCAUCGAGAAGUACUACCCCCGCCUCACUCUCGACUUCCACACCAACAAGCGUCUCCUCGAUGAGGUCGCUCAGGUCCCCUCGAAGCGUCUCCGCAACAAGAUCUCGGGCUUCACCACCCACCUGAUGAAGCGUAUCCAGAAGGGUCCCGUGCGCGGCAUCUCGUUCCGUCUCCAGGAGGAGGAGCGUGAGCGCAAGGACCAGUACGUCCCCGACGUCUCGGCCCUCGCUGUCCCCGAGGAGUCGCCCCUCGAGGUCGACGGCGAGACCAAGGACCUCCUCCGCUCGCUUGGCCUCGACUCGCUCCCGGUCACCGUUGUCAACGUCUCGGCGUACCAGCCCCGCGAGCGCAAGGCCCGCUUCGUCCCCGGCGCCGGCAAGCCCUAA
Cutaneotrichosporon cavernicola is the source of this 432-nucleotide messenger RNA. RefSeq lists its product as uncharacterized. The record is from RefSeq and is a predicted model, not a curated record. Bases 1 to 432 code for a protein of 143 amino acids. Gene Ontology annotation, cellular component: ribosome. NCBI's taxonomy places the organism in Eukaryota, Fungi, Basidiomycota, Tremellomycetes, Trichosporonales, Trichosporonaceae. Gene Ontology annotation, biological process: translation. Gene Ontology annotation, molecular function: structural constituent of ribosome. The transcript is spliced from 4 exons.